Diabrotica balteata is the source of this 1369-nucleotide messenger RNA. The record is from the annotation of a GenBank genome assembly. Lineage: Eukaryota; Metazoa; Arthropoda; Insecta; Coleoptera; Chrysomelidae.
ACGCAGUGCUGGCAGCAUCUGAAAAAGUGUCAAAAACAGUGUUCACCCCAUCGGUGUUUUAAAAACUCUGUGAUAGUGAUAAGUUUAAGAUGGAGGACCCAAAAACGGACAUCAAACACAAAAUAUCCUUUAGUGUGGAAUCUUUGUUGUCGAAUAAAGCCCCCAUUCACGACAGCCACCAUUUAGAAGACAAAUACGAGGAUGAUAUCGACGAUAACAGACUGGAGACUUCUAGUGAUCGAUUAGAUGAAGACGACGACGAGAAUAUUACAGUAGAUGACGACGAUACGGAUGGAAGAGAAAGUUUGAGCCCGAACUCAUCGCAUACUGUGCUUAUUCCACAACCCUUGCACCCUUCAUUACCUAGAAUGUUACCUAACCAUCCUCAGUGGCCCUUUCAGUGGAUAGGACCCAACGGGUUCAGGUCGAACUCUCCACAAGCUAACCUCCAAAACCUCUCCACCAACGGCGGACCACCAAUCGUGCGAUGCGCUCUCCGGAAACACAAACCCAACAGAAAACCCCGAACGCCGUUCACCACGCAGCAACUGUUAGCCUUAGAAAAGAAAUUUAGAGAUAAGCAGUACCUUAGUAUAGCAGAAAGGGCUGAGUUUUCGAGUUCCCUGAGGCUCACCGAAACACAGGUAAAAAUUUGGUUUCAAAAUCGGAGGGCAAAAGCGAAACGACUCCAAGAAGCAGAGCUGGAAAAACUCAGGCUCUCUGCCAGACCUCUCCUGCCUCCUAGUUUUGGUCUUUUCCACGGCGGAGGCCCCCUAGUUUCUCCCUUCUUGGCAGCCAUGGCGCAUCGACCCCCUAAUUUCGCCUUUUCGGCUCCCAUGUUGAAUAUACCCCAGUGACCAAAGAGUAGUAGUUAAGGUUGUGUAGGUGUAGAGCAAGAUUCUUUGCAAACAUACGUAAUUUUUCUUUAUAAAAAUCACAUAUAAUUAGUUCUGGUAAUUUUGGUGUCUUUAUUGUUUAUUACAUACAAUCUUUAAAAAGUUACUUUAUAUUUUUAGUCUUCCGAUUACAAUGACGUAGUAUGUUUGUUAAGAAUAGAUCCUCUUGGAAAUUUUCUUGUAAAUUAUGUGCAAAAAGACAAAACUGAUUCUAGUUUUCGUUUAACUAUAUUACUCUUAUUGUAAACAGUGAUAUUUUGCCUGGCGUGUUAUAUUUUGUCUUUCUCUUUAGUGCAAUGUUCGAUACGCCGGGCAGUUUCCAUGGUUUUUGUAUCUACUUAUAUAAGACUGAUUAGGAGGUUUUUCUUUAAUGUAUAUUUGUAAUUAUGGUUUACGUGUACAAAUGUUUAUUUAAUUUUGUUGUAUAUUGUUGUACAUAGUGAAGAUAUGAUAUUAAAUGUUUGUUUUUAUAA